AGAAGAAUCCAUGCGCUUCCUUCUCUUCCGCCCAUGUCCGCCGCGCGCGCGUCUUCAAGCAAGUUAUCCUCGAGCUCAACAGGGCAGCCAGCGGUCCGCGAGCCCACUGCGGCACCGGCAAGUUUACUAACAAGGCUGUGUCUGAUGGCUGGUACGAGUCACAUGGCUUUGAGUCUUUCAUUCAUACAUCGUCUGUAAGGGUCAGGUAUUAUAGGUCAUUUGAGUAUUGUCUUAAGUGGGAAAUCCCCAUGUCUCCCAGGCAGUCCCCCAGAGUAUCAAAGGCCUCCAAGAAGAGCUCCCAGAAAAGUAGCAACCCUGUAAAAGAGGUUCAGCCGCAGAGGUUGAAGGGUAAAAGACCAAAGAGGGGGCCGAAGAAGUCCAAAGUCGAUGACAGCAUUGGUGAUACAGAUGAAGCGAGUGACCGUGAUAUCCUUGACAUCAUCAGUGGUACAAAUGCUGCUAGACGUGUUGCCAAGGAGGAAGAGAGGUUUGUAAAGGUGACUGAUGAAGGAGUGGCUGAGUCGGAUGAAGACAGGUACUCUGUUGCUAGCAGUGUGGCUUCUGGUCCUUCCCUCCUACACAACACCACUGCCAAGAAACGGAGGCCCUGGAAGGGAGAGUGCUCAGCCUGCCGGAAGCUCUAUCAGAAGGCUAAGAGGAUGAAAGCGCCAAUUAAAAAUAAACUCUUAGACAAUGAUCCCAGUUCCCUGACAUGUGACCAGUGGGUCCUGAUCAAGACCUGGAGACCGAGGAGGCUGCCUAAUGCAGGAGGGAAACUUCUGACCCAUCUAAAACUUGUCAAGAGUGGUGCAAUGCGAUCUAAGCAACGUGCUGUAGAGCGCAAACCAACAGUCUGUUCGAGGGCGCACACUUUCCUUCAGAGGAACCUUCGACAGUGUGUCAGAGUUCCAGUGAAAAAAGAGAGGAAGAAUAACAGGAGGAAGAGGACAAGAGAUGAUUCUGAGGGUCCUCGCGUCGCCAAGCAGCAGCGCCUCCACGAGAGCAGUCACCGCCAGCACGUCAGUAGUGACGACACCAGUGAUGACAGCCUUCAUCGAGCUGGGGGUAGCAGUAGCUGUGCUGGUUUAGAGAGAUUCAGUGAGCAAGACAUGGAGUAUCUGAAUCUCUCCAAAAUCCCCCUGGAAAAAAACACCAAGCCCAGAGAGGUCCCAACCAAUAAGAAAGCACCAAAGAGGGGUGGGUUCAGAGAGUUGCUUGCCCAGUUGCGCGGCAACAGCAGCAUGGUUGUCAGAGAAACACGUUAGCGUUUCACGUUGAGUUGACUCCUGACUUUUGUUUUUUUUAAGCCACCAGGCUUUUACUUGUGAUUUUUCUCGUUGAUGUUUGGUGUUCUAAAUACCAGAGUGUAAAUACUUGUUGCCAUUCACGUGGAGUUGUAUUGAACUUUUUUAUAGAAGUGAAUGACUUGUAACUCUAUUUGAGUUUAUUGGCAAAGUUCUGCUGCAGUGUUCUGCAUGCUGUACUUGCAUGCUAUUUAUUUUCUCUUAAAUUUCCAAAUGGCAUUUAUUUAAAGUUUCAUACAACAGCAUAACUGAAUAAAUGUGUGUUUCCUUUACAUUAAUGCUGUUUUUAGCCGUACUAGGAAUGCGCAGUAAUAUCUAGACAGAGCGGUGUCACGAUUUCGAUUCUGAAUAGAAAGCGGUCAAAAUGAGCAGUCAAAAUCCAUUUUGAUCAUCAAUUACAAACGCAGUAUCAAUGUUCAGUUCAGUCAGUCGUUCAUUAUUUGUAUCAUGCCAAUUCACAAUGAAAGUCAUCUCAUGUCCUUCUCAGAGCUGAGCGGUCUCAUGUUCUUCAUUUAAAGGAUUAAAAAAAUGACAGGUGGCGAUUAAGGUGGUCACCUGCCUUGUACCUGA
Molecule: messenger RNA, 1874 nt
Organism: Acanthopagrus latus (yellowfin seabream)
Lineage: Eukaryota; Metazoa; Chordata; Actinopteri; Spariformes; Sparidae
Exons: 6
Coding region: 249-1265 (338 amino acids)
Source: RefSeq, a predicted model, not a curated record